This is a messenger RNA of Manihot esculenta (cassava), 3661 nucleotides long. Its product is annotated as kinesin-like protein KIN-14I. Bases 351 to 3386 code for a protein of 1011 amino acids. The transcript is spliced from 19 exons. Gene Ontology annotation, molecular function: microtubule motor activity; ATP binding; microtubule binding. Gene Ontology annotation, biological process: microtubule-based movement. NCBI's taxonomy places the organism in Eukaryota, Viridiplantae, Streptophyta, Magnoliopsida, Malpighiales, Euphorbiaceae. The record is from RefSeq and is a predicted model, not a curated record.
AGAAAAUCUUACCAAAAUCUCCAUUUUCUUUCUUCUUUCUUUCUCUCUCUCUCUACACGCAAAAACUUUCCAUCUAUACCUUAAGAUAAUAGAUCUCAACAUCAUCAUAUAUCUUUUUUCUCCUGUCUCCAAGAGUACAUAUACAUAAACGCACAUACACACACACACGCAUAUAUAUAGACAGAUAUAGUUAUAGACAUUUACGUAUAUACUUGUGAUCUUCCUGGUUUGUGUAUUUUGAAGAUUGUUUGGGUUCUUUGGGGUUAAUGGGUUGCAUUUGAAAAGGGAAUUUCUGAAACAGUAUCUUUCAAAUUUUUAGAGGGUGGUGAGUUUUGGUUUAUUGAAGAAAAAUGGCAACAGAGCAUGUAUUGCCUUUCUCUGUGGUUUCUGUUGUGGAGGAAAUUCUUCAACAACAUGGGACUAAGACUUCUGGUACUAGAUCGAGACAAAUUGAUUUGGCUUCAAGGAAAGCUGAUGAAGCUUCCGUUAGAAGGUUCGAAGCAGCUGAAUGGCUUCGAAAAUUGAUUGGAGUUGUUGGGGCUAAAGAUUUGCCUGCAGAACCCUCAGAAGAAGAAUUCCUGCUCGGAUUGCGAAGUGGGAUAAUCUUGUGCACUGUCCUUAACAAGGUUCAACCUGGAGCAGUGCCAAAGGUGGUGGCAGGCCCUUGUGAUUCUGUGACAGUUACUGAUGGGGCAGCUCUAUCUGCAUUUCAGUACUUUGAAAAUGUGAGAAAUUUCCUUGUUGCUGUGGAGGAAAUGGGGCUUCCAACAUUUGAAGCCUCUGAUCUUGGUCAGGGAGGGAAAUCUGCUCGGGUAGUGAACUGUGUAUUAGCACUUAAAUCAUAUAGUGAGUGGAAACAAAGUGGUGGAAUUGGGACAUGGAAAUAUGGUGGAAGUUUAAAACCCCAACAACCCUUCACGAGAAAAGUUGCAGAACCUUUCCUGAAAACUGUUUCUCGGACCACAUCUUUGCCUAAUGGUGGUGAUCGCUCUUUAUAUGAUGAUCUUGAUGAAUCAAGUGCCUCUCGUUCGUUACAUAAGCUAGUCCAAGCAGUUAUUUCGAAUAAGAAGCAAGAAGAAAUACCAUAUGUUGUAGAAUCUAUGUUGAAUAAAGUCACGGAGGAGUUUGAGCGUCGACUCGUAAGCCAGCAAGAAAUGAUAAAAGCAACAGCAAAAGACUUGGUAGUAUCUAGCCCUGGCAUGUCUCUUGAAACAACUUCUAGUGAUACAAAGAUGGAGGAAGAAAUUUCUACUCCAAUCAAAGCAGAAGAAGCAUCUACAGAAAUCACAACAGAAGAAUACAGCAAUCAAGAGGAUGAUCAUCAUGAUGAAGAAUCAAAGGCCCAGCGUUUGAAGCAGCAAAUGAUGGUGGAACAGCAACACAUACAUAUUCAGGAACUUAAACAUACUCUUAACUCCACAAAAACAGGAAUGCAGUUUUUGCAGAUCAAGUAUCAGGAAGAGUUCAAGAAUUUAGGCAAGCGCUUGCAUGGCCUAGUUCAUGCUGCCACAGAAUACCAGAAAGUCUUUGAAGAAAAUCGCAAGUUAUACAAUCAAGUUCAGGAUCUCAAAGGAAAUAUUAGAGUAUACUGCCGAGUGAGACCCUUCUUGCCUGGGAAAUCGAGCCGUUUCAGUCCUGUGGAUCACAUUGAGGAGGGGAACAUUUCAAUAAUAACUCCUUCAAAGUAUGGCAAAGAAGGAAGAAAAUCAUUUAAUUUCAACAGAGUUUUCGGUCCUAUGGCAACUCAAGAGGAAGUAUUUUUAGACACUCAGCCUUUGAUUCGGUCGGUUCUUGAUGGUUACAAUGUUUGUAUAUUUGCUUAUGGCCAAACUGGAUCUGGGAAAACUUAUACUAUGAGUGGCCCAAUAGAACUUACAGAAGAGAGCCAAGGUGUAAACUACAGGGCAUUGAGUGAUCUAUUUCUUCUGUCAGAUGAAAGAAAGGCAAUUAUUAGCUAUGAAAUCUCUGUCCAGAUGCUAGAGAUUUACAAUGAGCAAGUGAGGGAUCUCCUAUCAAGUGAUAGUAUAAAUAAACGGUUAGAAAUUCGCAACAGUUCUCAGAAUGGGAUUAAUGUACCUGAUGCAACCCAGUUACAAGUAGCAUCAACAGCUGAUGUCAUAGAUCUGAUGAAACUUGGGCAUAGGAAUCGUGCAGUGAGUGCCACUGCUAUGAACGACCGGAGCAGUCGAUCUCAUAGCUGCCUGACAGUUCAUGUCCAAGGAACAAACUUAACAUCUGGAACUGUGAGUCGCGGUUCGAUGCAUCUAGUUGAUCUAGCAGGAAGUGAAAGGGUUGAUAAAUCUGAGGUGAUUGGAGAAAGAUUGAAGGAAGCACAAAAUAUCAACAAAUCUCUUUCUACUUUAGGAGAUGUGAUCUCUUCUCUUGCUCAGAAAAGUAAUCAUGUUCCUUACAGGAAUAGUAAACUCACUCAACUACUCCAGGAUUCACUUGGAGGGCAGGCCAAAACUCUCAUGUUUGUCCACAUAAGUCCUGAGCAUGAAGCCCUUGGUGAAACACUUAGUACACUUAAAUUUGCUGAAAGGGUUGCCACAGUUGAGCUUGGUGCUUCUCGAAUUAAUAAGGAUAGUUCUGAGGUGAAGGAGCUAAAAGAGCAGAUUGCUACUCUUAAGGCAGCCUUAGCUAGAAAGGAGGGAGAUUCAGAGCAUUCACAAAAUUCUCAAAGCAGCAGCCCAGAAAGACUAAGAAUGAAGCCAGGAAGUGGAGAUAGUAGUCGUAGGCAAUCACUGGAUUGUGUUAGUAAUAUACAGAUGAGAAGCAAUUCUUCAUCUCUCAUGAGAAGAAGAAGCUUAGAUAUCAAUGAUUUGCGAACAAAGUCACCUCCAUGGCCAGCAGUUGGGAGUCCUGCGCAGAACGACAAGGAGGAAGAUAAAGAAUCAGCCUGUGGUGACUGGGUAGAUAAGGUAAUGGUGAAUAAGCAUGAAAAUCUAAUAAGCGAAGAUCAUGAAAAUCUUCUGGGACAGUGGGAGCUAGACAGCAGACAAUUGCCUGAGCCAUUUUAUCAUGGUUAUCCUCGAGACCCUUCCAAGAAUAAGGACAACCAAGAAUUUGAUGCACAUAGUCGUAGGUCUGAUGUUAUAUCCACUGAUUCUGAUGAGCUUGAAGCUGGAACAAGUGAUUCAUCAGAGCCGGACCUGCUAUGGCAAUCUAAUCUUCCUAGAAUGAGGAGCCUUCCAAAUGGGUUGGUUUCUAAGCCAAAGAAGACUACUCCUAAGUCAAUCAAGAGACCAGAACACAAGAGUUUGAUUCCAUCACUAAUCCCUUCUCCUUCAAAGAAACCAAAUGGGGGAUUUAGUCCAGUGGGAAGCAAGCUUGGAAGAUAUCCAGUUGGUGCUGAUGCAAAAAGGAAAAUUGGCCAUGGGAAGUGAGAAUUCUACUAUGAGAUGCUGAAGGAGGUGGUGGCUUUAUGAUUUAUAUAUAUAUAUAUAGCCUUUGUGUAUUUACCAUUACUACACAGUGGUAGAGAGAAAGAGAGAGAGAGAGAAAAAGAAAGAGAGAGAAGCUCCAAAUGGUCUGUGGUGGUGAUUAGGAAAUGUAUGAAAUCCCAUGUUACUGGUUUCGAUUUGUUCAUAAUGGUUGUGUUCAUCUUGUGAAUUCCUUUUGCUUUUUUACUUCUUACAUCAAGAGAGGGGAGUUCAUUAUA